AUGGCUCUAGAUAUUAGCAAAGAUACACUUACUAGCUUUCGGGCCGUUAAGACUUUCAAGCCUGGUGAUAAUGAAGUCGCUCCUGUCACUUCAUUAAACUUUGACGAUCAUGGCCGGUACUUACUGACGGCAUCGGCUAACGACAACAUGCACCUGUACGACGCUAUGAAUUGUAGAUUUCUCAACACUGUAGCGUCCAAGAAAUAUGGGUGCCAUUCGGCCAAAUUUACGCACUCGCAGAAUGAGUGCGUCUAUUCUUCCACGAUGAAAAGUUUCGACAUUCGACAUCUAAACCUUGAAACUAACCAAUAUCUACGGUAUUUCACCGGUCAUGGAGCGCUGGUUAGUGAUCUGGAAAUGAGCCCGCUAAAUGACACAUUUCUGUCGGCCUCAUACGACGAAUCGGUACGACUAUGGGAUUUGCGCACUUCCAAAGCCCAAGCCAUUGUGCCAAGCCUUGUACCCAGUUGCAUCGCAUACGACCCAAGCGGGCUUGUGUUCGCUCUCGGGAAUCCAGAAAAUCACGAAAUUGGUCUUUACAACCUCAAACAACUGAAAAAUGGACCCUUCCUUGUAAUCAAGAUAAAUCCUAGCUUUCAUCAGUGGUCCAAACUCGAAUUCUCUAACGACGGAAAGUACAUUUUAUUAGCUUCCUCGGCGGGUAAACAGCUAAUACUGGAUGCGUUCGAUGGCUCUCAACUCUUUGAGUUAUCGGGAACCCGACCAUUUCCUCUGAGGGAGUUCAUGGAUGCUGGGUCGGCGUGCUUUACGCCAGAUGGUGCAUUCACACUUUGUACUGAUUAUUCCGGCAAAAUUGCCAUUUUCCAUCAUUCCGAGGCCAUCAGCGGCAAGACCUUGAAACCUUGCGGCUCCAUUGGCGCCGCGCCAGACUCCUGUCCCAGAACUAUUGCAUUCAAUCCAAAAUAUAGCAUGUUUGUCACUGCUGAUGAAAGCGUUGAUCUAUACGUAUUUGAUAAACCUACAUAG
Messenger RNA from Lachancea nothofagi CBS 11611, 987 nucleotides. The record is from the annotation of a GenBank genome assembly. NCBI's taxonomy places the organism in Eukaryota, Fungi, Ascomycota, Saccharomycetes, Saccharomycetales, Saccharomycetaceae.